Molecule: messenger RNA, 555 nt
Organism: Dermochelys coriacea (leatherback sea turtle)
Lineage: Eukaryota; Metazoa; Chordata; Testudines; Dermochelyidae
Gene: LHFPL7
Product: transmembrane protein 211
Exons: 3
Coding region: 1-555 (184 amino acids)
Source: RefSeq, a predicted model, not a curated record
AUGGUGACCGCGAGCUGGGCGGGGCACCCGGCGGCGGGGGCAGCGCCGCUGCAGCGGGAGCUCGCGUCGGUUCUGCUGGGGCUCGCUCGCCGCCCCCACGCCAUAGGCCUGCCUGGCCCACGGGGAGUUGUACAGGGCUGGGCCCACAGCGGGGCUGCCCUGGGGCUCCGGAGCCUGGUGAUUGCAGCUGUAUUGCUUUUUGGAGAUUGGAUGCUGCUAGCAUUUGGAACAGUUCUUACCUUGUCUUGGAUUUCUAUAGCUCAGGGACUUUGCCAGAGGAGGAUCAUCUGCAGAACAUCUGCAAACAGCUUGAUUGGCACAAUCUUGGGACUGCUAAUUUUUCCAUGUAGUUUGCAUUCUGCAUUCGCUAAUGAAAUUGAUGAAAUUCCCCAUCCAAUCCUGGGAAACAUAAGCUUGGCUGGCUGGGACUACACAGUGGCUAUCCUGGAUGUCGUUCCACCAUGUUUGCUGCCAGUCAUCGGCAGAUACAACUUAAAUGAGUCAAGUCUUUUUCUCUACUGCUACAGAAAGUAUAAUUCUAGUAGGAGAAGAUGA